Sceloporus undulatus (fence lizard) is the source of this 1032-nucleotide messenger RNA. RefSeq names its product protein maelstrom homolog. NCBI's taxonomy places the organism in Eukaryota, Metazoa, Chordata, Lepidosauria, Squamata, Phrynosomatidae. The record is from RefSeq and is a predicted model, not a curated record. Gene Ontology annotation, cellular component: P granule; nucleus. Gene Ontology annotation, biological process: piRNA processing; regulation of miRNA-mediated gene silencing; spermatogenesis. Gene Ontology annotation, molecular function: sequence-specific DNA binding.
AUGCCCAACCGCAAAGGGGCGCGCAGUGCCUACUAUUUCUUCAUCCUGGAGAAGCUGCCGGAGCUGAGGCGGUGGGGCUUGGCAGUGGGCAGUGUGCCCAAGGCCAUCCCCCUGUGCUUCGGCGACUGGGCAUUACUGACUGAGGAGCAAAAAGAAAAGUAUGCAGAAAUGGCUCACCAGUGGAAGGCUGAGAAAGUGAGAGUGCAGCAGAAAAGCCCAGUUCCAGCAUCUCUUCCCACACAAGCCCAGGAAAGUGUUCCUACAAUCUUCACCAGUCCACUUCAAAAGUGUGAUCAAGUUAUGCUUGAAACCUCAUUCUACUUUCUGAAUAUCUUGAGCCAUGGAAUUCCCCCUCAUUGCAAUCAGCGUUUUCUCCCUUGUGAAAUUGGCUGCGUCAAAUACUCUCUUCAGAAAGGGAUAAUUGCAGACUUCCAUCGUUUUAUAAAUCCUGGAGUGGUACCUCGAGGUUUUCGAUUUCAUUGACAGGUUGCAAGUGAUGCUACACAUAAAAUUCCUUUAUCAGGAUUUGACUUUGCAACUGCAGAUCCUUCUGUUGUGUUGCGUGAAUUGUACACAUUCAUCCAGCCACGCUGGGGUACCUGGCCACCUGUAUAUUGUAAGCCUGAUGACCAAUUUAGAGUCAGUUGGUGCUUGAAGCACAUGGCUAAAGAAGCAGGUGCUGUAAAUAAUCUGGAGAUUCUCAAUGUGGAGGAUCUUAUUAUAGAGUUAUAUUAUCAGAAGCUUCAAAAAGAGCCUUCUAAGACUUGGGUGUGUAACACAUUGGGUGCUGCCAUGUGGAAUUAUUCAACUAGGUGCCAGUGGCAUGAAGAAAACGAUGUUCUAUUCUGUGCUCUUGCUACUUGCAAAAAGAUUGCAUACUGCAUCAGCAAUUCCCUAGCAAAUAUGGUUGGCAUACAGCUAACUGCAUCUCAUUUACCCUUGCAUGAAAGCAACUCCAAAAAAACAGUGAACCCUAAGAUGGUCAUACUGGAUGCUGGACGUUUCCAGAAAAUCAGGACUUGGAAAUUAUAG